GCCCUUUGUUGGGGUGGUGUCCUUCGCCUCUUUUUGGCCCUUAGUUUCGCGGGCGUCUCGGGCGCGAUGGUUCCACCGAGCUCUCCCGAAUGGGACGGGCUGAACCAUCUUGGAGCCGUCUGGGCUCAAGCUAUGUUGGCUCAAGGCAAAUCAUACCAAACACAUUUAGAACACAUCCAGAUGUGCUAUUCAUGAUGUUUAGUUUGCUUUCAAAGUGGACGCCAUCAAAAACAUAUGGGCUUCUUUGCGGAAGUGUGGUUGCUACUUUCGGCUGCGAUUGGCACCAUGGGAGCCGCAAGUUCCACGGCCACGAGUGCUCAGAACAUCCAGAGAGCAAAAAGUCCACCGCAUCUCUUGAAUUGAGCCGACCGUUCCGCGAGGUGAAGUUUGGAGAUUCGUCGAGUCUCUUUUUCCGCAACAGCGUCAUCUUGGUUCCCGAUCUGUUCUCGAAAGAAGAGUGUGAAUCCCUGAGAGAUGCGGCGGAGGUGGGUGUCCAGAAAGGUGCCGGCCUUCUCAGGCCGGGCGCGUCGAGGGAGGACCCGUGGAAGGCGAUCCGGCGUUAUGCUGCAAAACGCGGUUUGGGAUACGUUUCGCGGCCCGAGUUACUGGAGCGAAUUCCAAUCCGCAAUCUGGACGCCGAGGUGCAAGAUCUGUCCGCGGCGCUGCUGCGGAACAGGGUUCUCCCCUUCAUCGAGAGAGAGCUCCCAGAGAUUGCGGAGACGCUUUUCGGGUCAAGGUCUGGUCUCCAGAACAUGGAUUUUUGUUUCUCGCCUGACGAGCCGGCGAUCAAUCGGUAUGUGGAAAAUGGGGAAUUUCGUGUGCACACUGAUGAUCGCAGUUUCACCGUGUACGUUUUGUUGUCUGAACCUGGUGCUUUCGCAGGGGGCGGAACUGCCUUCUGGGCUCAAGACCUCAAGCCUCAUGAGGUAGGCGACCGUGCAGCCGACAUCGUUUUGCAGCCAGGUCAAGGAGUAGGUGUUAUUUUCAAUGGGCGAGUAAGCCAUGCAGGCGGGGUCGUGACAUCUGGUAUAAGGCAUCUUUAUGUUGCCAGUUUCGAUUUGCAGCCUACUAUGUAAUUAACAACAAUCACGUUGACCAUUCCCCUCCCUGGAUCAUGACCAUGACCGCCGGGCCCUUUUUCGGCCGCAGGCUGGUAGGGCCUUGCGAGUGCGCACCGUGAUCUUGCCGUCCGCGGAUGGGGAAGAAAAGCGCACUCAUUCGUUAAGCAUUAGCCGUUGUCUGUCUCGAAAUGGCGCGACGCCCAUAGGAAAUUGAUGAAUGUGGUGCAUCGAGUACUCAAACAAACAGAACCCCGGCGAGCACUCCGCAGACGGGGAUCAGUGCAUCGUGGUGCUCAUGUCAUUGAGCAUUCGAUCCAUGGGAACCGUUAGGGUUAUGAAGGUCUGGUCUUUUCAGGCUCUUUGUGCUCCGAUAGCGGCUUGAAGGCGCCCUCAUGGCGCCUUUCACAGGCCUCCACUGGCGUGGGGCUGUCUGGCGCUGGCAUGCGCACCUCCACAGGUUGACAAGACAGCACGCGAACUCAAAGACUCACUCGGGCAGACACGUGC
Molecule: messenger RNA, 1568 nt
Organism: Prorocentrum cordatum
Lineage: Eukaryota; Dinophyceae; Prorocentrales; Prorocentraceae
Source: the annotation of a GenBank genome assembly